AAACCCUGAAUGUGAAAAAACCCCAAGCUUUGAAGAAGAUAAUUAUGAAUUGAAAUCCACGAAAUGAUUGUUUCGGCACCUUCUUGCUCCUACACUUAUCCUAAUCUUUUCCAAUCUUUCUGUCCAAAAUUAAGUUCCUCGCAGCAGCGAUGCAAGUUGAGGCUGAAAAAGCCCACUGGAAAGAAUCGCAUUUUUGCAUCCAUUGGUGGUUACGAGGUGGGUGGAGGAUAUCCAGAACUGGAGAAGGAUGAAAAGAGGAAAAAGAGAACGUCGCGUUCAGAACCUACUCACACGGAAUCCUUCCUUAGAGGAGGGGACCAAGUUAUAUCUGUCUUGGAAGAAAUGAUUACCCUUUUGGAUGACAUGGAUAUGGACGAGGAUUCUGAGAGAGUGGCAGUGGAGUUGGCUGCACAAGGAGUUAUAGGAAAGAGAGUUGAUGAGAUGGAGUCUGAUUUCAUGACAGCCCUUGACUACAUGAUUCAACUUUCUGAGAAGGACCAGGAUGAUAAGCGCAAGGAACUGUUGGAAGUGAUCAAAGAGACAAUAUUAUCACAUCUAACAAAAAAAUGUCCGCCCCAUGUUCAAGUAGUUGGUCUUCUGUGUAGAACUCCAAAAAAGGAUAGCCGGCAUGAAUUGAUGCGCAGAGUUGCAGCUGGUGGCGGUGCAUUUAGAGGCGAGAAUGACUUGAAGAUUCAUAUUCCAGGGGCAAAUCUAAAUGACAUAGCUAAUCAAGCUGAUGAUUUGUUGGAGGCAAUGGAAAAUCGUCGUGUUAUCCCAGACCGAAAACUGCUUGCAAGACUCGUUUUGAUUAGAGAAGAAGCUCGCAAUAUGAUGGGAGGGGGAAUUAUGGAUGAAAGAAACCACCGUGGAUUCUAUACGCUUCCUCAGCCUGAGGUGGAAUUCUUGACCAAAUUGGUGGCUCUAAAACCUGGGAAAAAGGUGCUUAAUAUGAUAAGAAAUGUGAUGCAAGGAAAAGAUGAAGGUGCAGACAAGUACGAUGAGGAGGACGCUACGGAUCCCGAACCAAUUGAAUUUCUAGGAAAGCCAAUUUUAACGGGAGAGAAAACACUUCCAGUACGCCCUGGCAUGUUUCUUGAGACUGUAUCCAAGGUUUUGUCUGGUUUAUAUGCUGGAACUGACUCUGGCAUCACUGCACAGCAUCUGGAAUGGGUUCAUAAGAAGACACUUGAAGUUCUUCAGGAGAUAGCAUUUGGCUAAUUCUCUAUAUAUCGUUAUAUUCUUUUUGACGAGGUGAAGCAUGGCGACCCUUUUUGUAUCCCACUAUUUUAGCCAUUUUAUGCUGCCAAAAAAGACUUGAUAGGCUAUUCAUAGGGACAACAUAAAUGAUAGUAUACAAUUUCAGAACAUUUGCAAGGUGGCCAUGUAAAUUUAUCAUUCAUAAGAUGAAAAAUGACAAAAA
Molecule: messenger RNA, 1420 nt
Organism: Vigna radiata var. radiata (mung bean)
Lineage: Eukaryota; Viridiplantae; Streptophyta; Magnoliopsida; Fabales; Fabaceae
Product: protein PEP-RELATED DEVELOPMENT ARRESTED 1, chloroplastic
Exons: 9
Coding region: 64-1218 (384 amino acids)
Biological process (GO): regulation of DNA-templated transcription
Cellular component (GO): chloroplast nucleoid
Source: RefSeq, a predicted model, not a curated record